Fragaria vesca subsp. vesca is the source of this 2444-nucleotide messenger RNA. RefSeq names its product DNA (cytosine-5)-methyltransferase CMT3-like. Bases 1 to 2277 code for a protein of 758 amino acids. The record is from RefSeq and is a predicted model, not a curated record. NCBI's taxonomy places the organism in Eukaryota, Viridiplantae, Streptophyta, Magnoliopsida, Rosales, Rosaceae. Gene Ontology annotation, molecular function: chromatin binding; methyltransferase activity. Gene Ontology annotation, cellular component: nucleus. The transcript is spliced from 20 exons.
AUGGCAGCCAAACGGAAGAUGAGACCGGAGGCCUUAUCUUCCUCGGGUUCAAAGGGAAAGAAAGCCGCGAAGCUUAAGAUAGAUGAUGACGGCCCCCCGCCGGCGUUCAUCGGCCCACCGAUUCCAGACGACGAAGCUCGCAAGCGAUGGCCCAACCGCUACCAGGCGCUCAAGAAGAAGAAGGUAUCUAGGCCGAAAGGGGGAAACAAAGAUGAAAUUGAUGAAAAUUCUAUACAAGCAAUGUGUCAUUAUGUCAAAGCACAAGUGGAUGGCAUCGUUUACAAUCUAUUGGAUGAUGCUUAUGUAAAAGCAGGAGAUGGAAAAGAACCCUACAUUUGUAAGAUAAUCGAAUUCUUUAAGGGAGAGGGUGGAUCUAUGUAUGUUACCUCACAAUGGUAUUAUCGAGCAAAAGAUACUGUCGGUUAUGAAGGAAAAAGUAAACCAAUUCCAAAAUGUGACUACUAUUGCGAUACAAAAUAUUUGUUACCUUAUUCGAGUUUUGUGAAUCUUCCAGCAGAAAUUAAUACUUCUUCCACGAUUUCAAAUGACCUUAAAUCAGCACAUGCACAAGGUAGCUCAAGUAGGGAGUCUAGUAAACCAGAAGUCAGACUGCUUGAUUUAUAUUCUGGCUGUGGCGCAAUGUCGACUGGCCUUUGCCUUGGUGCAUGUUCUGCUGGCGUUAAUCUUGUUACUAAAUGGGCAGUUGAUGUGAACAAGCAUGCCUGUGAAAGUCUGAAGUUUAACCAUCCUGAAACAAUGGUGCGGAAUGAAUCUGCCGAUGAUUUUCUUUCAUUGAUAAAACAAUGGGAACAUCUCUGCAUUUGUUUCAACUGUUUCGGAACAUAUGAUUCAGAGAAGCAUGGGUUCAAUUUCUUCUUUGAAACAGAAGAUAGUGGGGAUGAUGAAGAAAUAACUGGCACUGGCAAUGAAGAUCCUGAAGUAUAUGAAGUAGGACAAGUAUUAGAUAUAUGUUAUGGUGAUCCCAACCGUAUCAAAAAGAGGGGAUUGUAUUGUAAGAUCCGAUGGAAGGGCUAUGAUGCUGCUCAGGAUACCUGGGAGCCUAUUGAGGAACUGAGUCAUUGUAGAGAGCGGGUACAAGAGUUUGUUUCUCUGGGUUAUUCAUCUAACCUGUUGCCAUUACCUGGUAAUGUGGAUGUGAUCUGUGGUGGACCACCGUGCCAAGGAAUCAGUGGAUUUAACAGAUUUAGGAACAAAAAAGAGCCACUGGUUGAUGAAAAAAACAAACAGCUGAAAGUUUUUAUGGAUUUUGUUCUGCACCUCAAGCCCAAGCAUGUUUUAAUGGAAAAUGUCGUUGACCUGAUGAAAUUUUCUGGUGGGUUCCUUGGUCGUUAUGCAUUGGGACGUCUUGUUCACAUGAACUAUCAAACAAGGACGGGCAUCAUGGCAGCUGGUGCAUAUGGACUUCCACAGUUUCGUUUGCGUGUCUUCAUUUGGGGAGCUCGUCCUACUGAGAGGUUGCCUCAAUACCCAUAUCCGACACACGAUGUGGCAGUGAGGGGUUGUAUUCCUAAAGAGUUUGAGAGAAAUACUGUUGCUUAUGAUGAAGGUCAGAUUGUCAAACUAGAGAACAAGCUCAUCCUGGCGGAUGCGAUUGCUGAUCUUCCCCUUGUUGAGAAUAGUGAGAAACAGGAUGAAAUGCCCUAUGCGGGUCCUCCCAAAACAGAUUUUCAAAAGUGUAUCAGACUCGGCAAGAAUUAUGUGCUGCAGCAUUCAGUCAGUCAGUCCUGGAAUAAGACACUUUACGAUCAUCGUCCGUUGGAGCUGAAUGAAGAUGAUCAUGAAAGAGUCUGUCUAGUCCCUAAAGAAAAGGGUGCGAACUUUAGAAAUCUACUUGGUAUACGUAGAAAGUAUUUGGCUUCAAGGAAACCAGUGGUACCUAAGUAUGCUCGAAGCUAUAGGAAGGGGAGAUCAAAUAAACCUUUUGCUCGGUUGUGGUGGGAUGAGACUGUACCAACUGUUGUUACACGGGCAGAGCCCCACAAUCAGGCGAUUCUGCAUCCUGUACAAGAUAGAGUGUUAUCAAUACGUGAGAAUGCACGUCUACAAGGUUUUCCAGAUUACUACAAGCUUAGUGGUCCAGUAAAGCAGAGGUAUAUUCAAGUAGGGAAUGCUGUUGCAGUUCCUGUUUCAAGGUCAUUGGGCUAUGCAUUAGGCCUUGCAAUUAGAGGUAUCUCUGAUAAUGAUGAACCACUGUUUACUCUACCUAAGAAGUUCCCUUACCCUCAGAUCCCUGAAUGGAAAGGAGAGGGUCAUUGAUGAAGCUGUUAUAAGAUUUUAUAGCCACUUUAUGUCAAAUGUCAGUGUCAUUCUGCGAACUAUAGCGAUUGUUAACGCUGGUUUUGUCCCGCUGAGGAACUGUUAGUUUAGAAGGGAUAUCAUGAAAAACAGUUAUAUUGCAUUGGUUCAGGGAUAAUUUCAUGCAU